Molecule: messenger RNA, 681 nt
Organism: Penicillium maclennaniae
Lineage: Eukaryota; Fungi; Ascomycota; Eurotiomycetes; Eurotiales; Aspergillaceae
Exons: 4
Coding region: 1-681 (226 amino acids)
Molecular function (GO): protein binding
Source: RefSeq, a predicted model, not a curated record
AUGUCAUUCCAUGAACUACCUCUUGAGAUUCAACAGCGGAUCAUCUCGUACCUUCCUUCGGACAAAGAUGUGGCCGCACUCUCGGUCCAAUGUCGCGCCCUCCAUUUCAUGAGCGACAUGGCAACACGCCAAAAGUUUCACCGCAUUAGCGUCUUCCCAGACGAGUAUGGUAUUGAUGUGCGCCACAUUGAAUGCUGCACAACAACAUCCCUGUAUGCGGACUACGAAGUAACAAGGUCCCAGCGUGGCUUGAACGACGAAGACAUGAAUCUUGUGCACAAAGCAGUCAGAGAAGCCGAAUUCACCGGCCCGGACGAGCAGCAAGUGGAGGAGGAGGAGGAGGAAAACCAAAAGCCUCAGAUUACAUUUUUCACCCAGGCGCUCACUGCAAUUCUCACCGCGGUAUCUCCAAGCCUUGUGUUGAUGGCCAUAACAAAACCUGUUUGUGGACGCUUUGGUCAUCCAACUAAGGAAUUUCCACUCGCCGAGUUUCUGCGCUGGGCCAACUCUGAACCAGAGAGCAAACCCUAUCUUCAAAACCUUCGCGACGUUUAUUUGAUUAACAUCAACAACAGCAAUGGGUGGGAUGAAACAUGUUAUCAAGAGAUGGAUUUUUACGGCUGCUGCGGUCUACUUGACAGCCUUUCGUCCAUUGAAUCGGUCAGCGCCGAUCUGGUCUAA